Messenger RNA from Gracilinanus agilis (Agile Gracile Mouse Opossum), 1707 nucleotides. It is a transcript of the gene ERMAP, whose product is annotated as erythroblast membrane associated protein (Scianna blood group). Gene Ontology annotation, cellular component: external side of plasma membrane. NCBI's taxonomy places the organism in Eukaryota, Metazoa, Chordata, Mammalia, Didelphimorphia, Didelphidae. Gene Ontology annotation, biological process: regulation of cytokine production; T cell receptor signaling pathway. Bases 1 to 1707 code for a protein of 568 amino acids. Gene Ontology annotation, molecular function: signaling receptor binding. The transcript has 11 exons. The record is from RefSeq and is a predicted model, not a curated record.
AUGGCAAUUUGUUCCAGUUUUCUUCUCUCUAGCUACCUCAUCAUUUUUCUGUUCCUCCAGCUGCCCACAGUGGGAUCAGGAAAAAUUGGCAAGAGGAACUUGGUCUUGCUAGGGACAAAAGCUGAGUUGCGCUGUCCUCUAUCCCUCUGGAUGGUCCCUGAGUCUAUAGAGGUGAAAUGGCUACGGACCCAGAAAUCCUCAUCUGCCCAGGCUGUUCAUGUGUAUCGGAAUGGGCAAGACUUAUAUGGAGAGCAGAUGCCACAAUACAAAGGGAGAACAGCCUUGGUGAGAGACAACCAGGAAGACAAUUUCAUUCUGGAGAUUUAUAAUGUCCAGCUUGAAGACCAAGGACAAUACCAUUGUCAGAUCCAGGCUGGCAUUCUGAGCAAAAACGCGACAGUGAAACUGGAGGUUGCAGCUUUGGGCUUGGAUCCUUAUAUUCAUAUGAAAAGCUAUGAAGCUGGGCAGAUUCAGCUGGUAUGCAGAACCCUGGGAUGGUUUCCAAAGCCUCAGAUUCAAUGGAGAGAUACUCAUGGAGAGAUACUUCCAUCAGAGACCCAAUAUCUGGAGAAAGAGGGGCUAUUCCAAAUGGAGGCUUCUAUUAGCCUGAGAAAUGUAUCUCCAGGAAACAUGACCUGCUCUAUUUGGAAUGCUGCUCUCGAUCAAGAGAAGAGAACAACUCUAUAUAUAGCAGCCUUUUCCCAUUUGCAUGUCGCCCCCUCUACAGUGGGUCUGGUUGUGAUUCUACCUAUCUUGGGACUCCUCAUUGCAUUGGGUAUUUAUAUCAUAUGGAAGCAACGCAGAGCUAGAGAGAAGCUUCUUUACCAACAAGUAGUAGAAAUAGAAAAUCUUCUCUCAGACCAUGGGAAAGAAAAAGGGAGACUUCAUAAAGGACUCAAGAAACAUCGGGCUGAGCUCAAACUGAAAAGAACUGCAGCGAAUGCAGGCUGGAGGAGAGCCAAACUACACCCGGUGGAUGUGACUUUGGAUCCAGAGACAGCUCAUCCCAAACUCCUCCUCUCGGAGGAUCUGAGAAGCGUGAGGCUGGGGGACAAACGGCAGGACGUUCCCGACAGCCCCAACAGAUUUGACUUUGUGGUCAGUGUUCUGGGGUCUCCGUGCUUUACCUCUGGCUGCCAUUACUGGGAAGUGUGCGUAGCAGACAAGACCAAGUGGAUCCUUGGGGUCUGCAGCGAGGCGGUGAGCAGGAAGGGGAAGAUCACAGCAUCCCCUUCCAACGGCCACUGGCUGUUGCGGCAGAGUCGGCUGAAUGAGUAUGAAGCUCUCACAUCCCCGCAGACUUCCUUCCGCCUCAAAGAAAGCCCUCGCAGGGUGGGGAUUUUCCUGGACUAUGAAGCUGGAUUUGUCUCCUUUUUCAAUGCCACCAACAAAUCCCACAUCUACACAUUCACCCAUGCCUUCUCCGGCCCGCUGCGGCCUUUCUUUGAGCCUUGCCUACAGGACGAAGGGAAAAACGUGGCUCCUUUAAUUAUUUGUUCAGAAUCACAGAGCUCCGAGGAAUUCCUGUACUCGAACCUUUCUCCCGAGACGCCCAAAGACGAGAAGCAGAUUUCAGGCAUUGGUAAUGGGAGCAUACCCGCGAAGUCAAAGCAGGCACCAAACCUUUACCCCCUCCAGGAUAUUAUUUCCUCCUGGCCCUCCGAUGUUGCCCCAGCCCUUCAGGGACUCCGGGCCCCAUCCUUCUAG